This is a messenger RNA of Periophthalmus magnuspinnatus, 3779 nucleotides long. RefSeq names its product NACHT, LRR and PYD domains-containing protein 3-like. The coding region runs from base 139 to 3537 and encodes 1132 amino acids. The record is from RefSeq and is a predicted model, not a curated record. The transcript is spliced from 11 exons. Gene Ontology annotation, molecular function: protein binding. NCBI's taxonomy places the organism in Eukaryota, Metazoa, Chordata, Actinopteri, Gobiiformes, Gobiidae.
UUUGAGACGAUCAUCAAACUUGAAAGACUUUUAAGAGAAGAUGGCGUCCGAUAAAGAGCGCCGUUAACCCAGGACCUGCUGCUGACGUUUAUGUUUGACUUUGGAUGUCAUGUGUUUUUAUGAGUAAAUGAACAGAACAUGGAUGAGACGGAGCGCACGGAGGAACCAGGAGCCUUUCCCUCCAAAACGACUCACCUCCCCGAGCCUCAGAGACCUGAGCGUCCGAGCUGCGAGAGCCUCAGGAGUGACCAGUCUAUGGGGAAUCCUAUAUCGUUUGAGACAGAAACUCCAGACUCUUUUGAGCGUCCGAGCUGCGAGAGCCUCAGGAGUGACCAUUCCAUGGGGAAUCCUAUAUCUUUUGCGACAGAAACAGUGGAGCAGCGGCGUCCAGAGGUCUCCAGUGGUCAACACCAUCAGGCACAGCUGGACUCCAUAUUUAAGCUUCUGGAGGAGGACAUCUUGACUUUUGUCCAGAAGGAGCUGAAGAAGCUCCACAAGGUUCUGAGUACAGAUUACCCAGAAUGCUUAGAGCCAGAGGAGGAUGAAGAGCAGAGGAGCAGCAGUGAGGCUGUUCUGAAGAUCACACUGAACUUCCUGAGGAGGAUGAAGCAGAAGGAGCUGGCUGAACGUCUGAGGAGCAGGAGUUAUUCUCAAGUUUAUCAUCGUAAACUGAAGUCUAACCUGCAGCAGAAGUUUGAGUGUGUGUUUGAGGGCAUCGCUAAAGCAGGAAACCCCACCCUUCUGAAUCAGAUCUACACAGAGCUCUACAUCGCAGAGGGAGGGUCUUCAGAGGUCAACCAGGAACAUGAGGUCAGACACAUGGAAACAGCCUCCAGGAAACCAGACCCAGCAGAGACACCCAUCACAUGUGAAGACAUGUUUAAAGGCCCAGCUCACACACAUGGACCAAUCAGAACAGUGCUGACAAAGGGAGUGGCUGGCAUCGGGAAAACAGUGCUCACUCAGAAGUUCAGUCUGGACUGGGCUGAAGGCAAAGCCAACCAGGACAUACAGCUGCUGUUCCCGUUCACUUUCAGAGCACUCAAUGUGCUGAAGGAGAGAAGCUUCAGCUUGGUGACACUUGUUCAUCACUUCUUUAGUCAAACACAAACAGAACUCUGCAGCUUUGAAGACCUCCAGGUGCUCUUCAUCUUUGAUGGUCUGGACGAGUGCAGACUUCCUCUGGACUUCACCAAAACCAAGGCCCUGACCGACCCCACAGAGUCCACCUCACUGCACGUGCUGCUGGUAAACCUCAUCAGGGGGAGCCUGCUUCCCUCCGCUCGCCUCUGGAUAACCACACGACCUGCAGCGGCCAAUCAGAUCCCUGCUGAGUGCGUCUCCAUGGUGACGGAGGUCAGAGGGUUCACUGACCCACAGAAGGAGCAGUACUUCAGGAAGAGGUUCAGAGACGAGGCCGACACAAUCAUCUCCCACAUCAAGACGUCCAGAAACCUCCACAUCAUGUGCUACAUGCCAAUCUUCUGCUGGAUCGCUGCCACAGUCCUGGAGUAUUUGUUGAAAAGCAGAGAGAGAGAAGAGCUGCCCAAGACCCUGACUCAAAUGUAUAUCCACUUCCUGGUGGUUCAGGCCAAAGUCAAGAACAUCAAGUAUGAAGAAGGAUCUCAGACAGACCCACACUGGAGUCUAGAGACCAGGAAGAUGGUGGAGUCUCUGGGAAAACUGGCCUUUGAGCAGCUGCAGAAAGGAAACCUGAUCUUCUACGAGUGUGACCUGAGCGAGUGUGGACUGGACGCUGCAGCGGCCUCAGUGUACUCUGGAGUGUUCACACAGGUCUUUAGAGAGGAGCCAGGCCUGUACCAGGACAAGGUCUACUGCUUCAUCCAUCUGAGUGUGCAGGAGUUUCUGGCUGCUCUUCAUGUGCAUCUGACCUUCAUCAACACUGGGAUCAACCUGCUCUCACCAAAAACACAGAAAUCCACAAAGUUCAGUCUGAAAAGAAAACUAAAGCAUCUUCAUCACACAGCUGUGGACCAGGCCUUACAGAGUCCAAAUGGACACCUGGACCUGCUCCUCCGCUUCCUCCUGGGUCUUUCACUGUCGACCAAUCAGAGCCUUCUAAAAGGUCUACUGACACAGACAGAAAGUAGCUCCCAGACCAAUCAGAAAACAGCUGAGUACAUCAAGAAGAAGUUGAGUGAGGAUGUGUCUGCAGAGAGGAGCAUCAACCUGCUCCACUGUCUGAAUGAACUGAAUGACCGUUCUCUGGUGGAGCAGAUCCAACAGUACCUGAGUUCAGGACUUCUGUCUGAAGGUGGACUGUCUCCUGCUCAGUGGUCAGCUCUGGCCUUCAUCUUACUGUCAUCAGAAGAAGAUCUGGACCAGUUUGAGCUGAAGAAAUACUGUGCUUCAGAGGAGGCUCUCCUGAGGCUGCUGCCAGUGGUCAAGGCCUCCAACAAAGCUCUACUGACCCACUGUGACCUGUCAGAGAGAAGCUGUGAAGCUCUGUCCUCAGUCCUCAGCUCCCAGUCCUCUAGUCUGAGAGUCCUGGAUCUCAGUCACAAUGACUUGAAGGACUCAGGGCUGAAGAUGUUGUCUGUAGGACUGAAGAGUCCUCACUGUAAACUGGAACAGCUCAGACUGACCCACUGUGACCUGUCACAGAGAAGCUGUGAAGUUCUGUCCUCAGUCCUCAGCUCCCAGUCCUCUAGUCUGAGAGUCCUGGAUCUCAGUCGCAACGACUUGAAGGACUCAGGGCUGGAGAUGUUGUCUGUUGGACUGAAGAGUCCUCACUGUAAACUGGAACGGCUCAGUUUAUCACAUGGUCUGAUCUCAGAGGAAGGUUGUGCUUCUCUGGCCUCAGCUCUGAGGUCCAGUCCCUCCCAUCUGAGAGAACUGGACCUUAGCUACAACCAUCCAGGAGACACAGGAGUAAAGCUCCUGUCUGCUCUUCAGGAGGACCCCCACUGCACACUGGACACUCUCAGAUUGAAGCCAGCUGGAGCCUGGUGCAUCAGCCCAGGACCUAAGAGGCAUUUCUGUGAUCUCACUCUGGAUCCAAACACAGCUCACAGAAACCUCAAACUGUCUGACAACAACAAGAAGGUGACACGUGUGACAGAGGAGCAGCCGUAUCCAGAUCAUCAGGACAGAUUUGAGACCUGGCCUCAGAUUCUGUGUUCCACUGGUCUGACCGGUCGCUGUUACUGGGAGGUCCAGUGGAGUGGAUGUGUGGACAUUUCAGUUUCCUACAGAGGAAUCCUAAGGAAAGGACGCUGUAACGAGAGUUUGUUUGGACUGAAUGAUCAGUCCUGGAGUCUGCAGUGUUCUAAAGAUGGUUUCUCUGUUUUUCAUGAGAACAAAGAAACCCGCUUCUCCAGCUUCAGGACCUCCUCUUCUGGGACAGUCUCAGUGUUUGUGGACUGUCCUGCUGGCUCUCUGUCCUUCUACACAGUCUCCUCUGACCAACUGACCCACAUCUACACCUUCAACACCACCUUCACUCAUCCUCUGCUCCCUGGGUUUACUCUCUGUUCUUCUGGCUCGUCUGUUUCUCUGUGCACUCCGUCGGACUGAAGGGGACUUUAAGGUUCUAAAUUACACAAAAUGGACUCUUGUAGCUUUACGUCGUGUUCUAACGCUGUGUCCUCCUCAAAAACAGACCAGAACUUGUGUCUGUUUCAAGUUAACAGCUCCUUUUACCUUUAGUUCUGUAGAGACUGACAAUUCCAGAUUCACUGAAAUGCUCCAAAUGAUGAUCCUAGUGGAGGUGAAGUUUAAAAACACAGUGGAGCGUUUUCAGUUUGAGAGAACCACAU